Bacillus rossius redtenbacheri is the source of this 713-nucleotide messenger RNA. RefSeq names its product sorting nexin-17-like. The record is from RefSeq and is a predicted model, not a curated record. Gene Ontology annotation, cellular component: early endosome; cytoskeleton. The transcript is spliced from 6 exons. Bases 93 to 713 code for a protein of 206 amino acids. Gene Ontology annotation, biological process: endocytic recycling; signal transduction; intracellular protein transport. Gene Ontology annotation, molecular function: phosphatidylinositol binding. Lineage: Eukaryota; Metazoa; Arthropoda; Insecta; Phasmatodea; Bacillidae.
CUGUAGAAGAAUUUACUUUUAUUGACAUUUUAUAUAUUUUUAUAGUUGCUUAGAAUAGUUUUAAAAUGGCCUUGUUUUAAAAUAGAAAAAAAAUGCAUUUUUCAAUACCGGACACACAAGAACUGAAGGAUAAAGGUGGUUCACUGUUUGUGGGCUACAAUAUUCAUAUCAAUGGUGUGUUUCACUGUACUGUUCGUUACCGACAGUUACAUAAUCUUCAUGAGCAACUAAAAAAGGAAUAUGGAGGUGACAAUUUGCCAUUAUUUCCACCUAAAAAACUAUUUCCACUCUCUGCCAGUCAGCUGGAAGCAAGACGUAUUUUGUUGGAGAAAUAUAUUCAAUCUGUCUGCCAAGAUCCACAACUUGCAAAUUCGGAUGUCUUUAAUGGAUUUUUGUUGUCUGCCCAACAAGAAACCAGUUGUGAAGUGAAUGAAAAUGUACCUUUAAAUGUUUAUUUAAUGAAUGGUACAAUAGUAUCUGUUCAUGUUUCAACCACAGAAAAGUCAGAUGAAGUGUUGGAGAAAGUUUGCCUACAUCUUGGGUUGCCUAAAGAACAUACAUGCUAUUUCUCUUUGUUCCUUAUUAAACGUGAAGAGGAUGGAGACAUAACAAUUCUGAGAAAACUUCAUGAAUUUGAGUCUCCCUACAUCUCUCAGAAAACUAUUAAAGAUGGUCAUCGAAUAGUACUAAGGAAAAGUUAUUGGGACAAUUAA